UUAUUUCUUUGGCCACAACUGCACAACGGCAACGAGAGAUCCGAAGAUCACUGCAUGACUGUACUGAACAUCUACAUUGGAGCAGUAGUUUCGGCAGGCUUCUCCUGUGCGAAGUUUCUUUGGUAUCGAAAAUAAUGAAAAUGAAUGAUUCCGGACAUGUACCGUGCACUGAGCUGCAUGAGUGACUUCCACUAACUUCAAGGUCGGCAGUGAAUGGGCAGUGAAGUAACGUUAGUUGCUCGGUCUCCUUCGGAACACUUCUAAUUCCAGUCUUCGCUACCUUGUAGUCCGCAAGUUCUUUCGGUCUGAGCCACAUUUUAAAUUAUUAUUAGUUCACUUCUUCCCAGUACGAGUACAAAGUGGAACAUUUCUCUUGUACAUAUGGCCGACAAGCGGUAGCAAUCACAUUUCACAAGAGAAUGCGAUCAGUUCAAUGUUGUCUAUUCUGAGUAUUAUAAAGGCUCCAUUCAACGAUGUAUGACGACGAGAGACAACCAUUGACGGGUCGGAGUGCGAGAAGGACCGCAGCUGGAAGAGGUCGCCUGUGGCAUCCCUCAUACGUGAUGCUGUUUGUGACGCUGCUGGAGAGAGCCGGAAACGUUGGACUGGCCGUAAAUUUAGUGCAGUAUCUGGAGUUUCAUGGCUUCUUGGGAUGGAGCUCUACGAGUGCCACAAUUGCUGCACUGGCUUGCACGCGACUUACCAUGCUGGGUGCGGUAUUUUCAGGAUUACUGGCUGAUACAUUGUUUGGUCACUUUAGAGUGCUAUUGGUAUCGCUUCUACUGCAAUUUACUGCUUCCUUACUGCUACUUGCAGCCAUGGUGGAGGAGUUUGAGGUUCCGCGCGAUGAUGUACACCGUGACCUGUUCCAGGGCCUGGUGACGACUGGCUUGAUUUUGUUCGGUCUUGGGGUGGCUGGAACUGCCGGAACUCAGAUCCCUCUCGGCGUUAGUCAGCAUUCCCUGAGGAAAGAAAGUGAACAAAAAGCCAAGGUCUAUUUUCCCCGCUGUUACUGGUGCAUCAACUUGGGUUCGACGCUCGGAGUGUUUUGCGGAAUGCUACAGGUGCAGGUGAAAUACCAUGUGUACGGCUACAUUCUUCCACCUGUGCUCAUCUUCCUAAGCAUCCUAGUCCUGCUGCUGCUCAACAAGAAAAUUCUUGCCGAGGAGCCAUCGCGAGCUAAUCCGUUUGCCGACAUAUGGCAAGUGACGAAGGAAGCAGUAAGAAGUCGAUGGAGACACCGGAAAACGGGUAUGGUCAUUAUCAGCCUGGAGACUGAUCCAAACAGUAAGAAGUAUUGGAAGGACACCGAUGGAUCUCUGGCACAUUGGGUGAGACAUGCCGAGGAGACCAGAGGAGGGUCUAUGGCCUACAAUACAGUGGCCAAGGCACACAACUUUCUCUCCGUGCUGGCCGUGUUGUCUGUGCUGAUGUUUAGCCAGAUCACAGUUUCACAGACCAUGACAUCCUUUGUAUCUCAGGGAAAUCUCAUGACCCUACCGAUACCGAGAGCAACUGCAAAUCACAGCUCCUUCUACAUUCCGGCUUCUUUCUUUACGGUCUUCAAUGGCCUCGGUGUCCUCUUCGGCAUUCCACUGGCUAGCUAUGUUGUCUACCCUCGCUGGCAAUCGUACUGCAGGGGCACGCCCCCGAGUCACUUCCAACGCAUCACGGUCGGCAUGGUGAUUGCAGUCCUGGCAAUUGCAGCAGCCACUGUUCUCGAGGCGGAGAGAAGGCAGGAUGGCAGGUGGAACUCGGCGGUGGUGUCCGACCACGACAAUCCCAAUAUCACCCUGACUGUUUCAAGUCUCAAAAUAUUCUACCAGAUCCCGCAGUACGCGUUGUCGGGAAUCUCUGAGGCAUUCAUCACAGUGUCAGCUUUGGAGUUUGCAUACUCUCGGUCGCCUACCAGAAUGAAAGGCAUUGCCGUGGGUCUGGUCUAUGCAUCUAUCGGCCUGUCAUCCUGCGUCAGUGUUGGAAUUUUGUGGCUAAUUCAAAAAUUCCAGUGGAGCAUUUUCUACAUGAGCAACCAGCAAGGAGAAGUGCACUAUUUCUUCUUGACACUCGGCUGUGUCAUGCUGGUCGGCUUGGCAAUAUUUCAAAUCAUCUCCAGACGUAUCAAACGAGCCCCCAUCUAUUCAGAGAACCUGGCAACGUCUCAGUCUGUGACUCCCCAGACAACGUUUAGCACUGUUGUAAAUUCGAACAGCAGCUUUUCAGCAUAGUCCCCGAGAACACACUACAUACUACACACCCCAUAAUAUGACGUGUAACGGUUUUGCCAUUUUUAUUCUUGCUUUGGGUAGGCCCGUCGAUGAUAUCUAGGCAGAUUUCCGUGCAAAAACAAUGGAGAGAAUGCGUAUUUUUCGUUUACAUUCUCAUUUACCGACAGAUGUGUUAGCCUCAUCGGUGAUCUCACUCAUGGGGUGUUUCUAUUGCUAGUAUCAUUGGUUCUAGUAGAUCCACCUUCCAUCAUGCACUUGAUUGCUUGCAACUGGUUGCAUGAUGGUAAACGGCCUUGAAUGGUAUUUAUGUGCAUGUAUCUGCUCAUGCAUUUCUCCUA
This is a messenger RNA of Sycon ciliatum, 2563 nucleotides long. RefSeq names its product solute carrier family 15 member 4-like. Gene Ontology annotation, molecular function: transmembrane transporter activity. Gene Ontology annotation, biological process: transmembrane transport. The record is from RefSeq and is a predicted model, not a curated record. Gene Ontology annotation, cellular component: membrane. Bases 474 to 2225 code for a protein of 583 amino acids. The transcript is spliced from 3 exons. Lineage: Eukaryota; Metazoa; Porifera; Calcarea; Leucosolenida; Sycettidae.